This is a messenger RNA of Xyrauchen texanus (razorback sucker), 3217 nucleotides long. Its product is annotated as 7SK snRNA methylphosphate capping enzyme-like. The record is from RefSeq and is a predicted model, not a curated record. Gene Ontology annotation, biological process: snRNA modification. Gene Ontology annotation, molecular function: RNA methyltransferase activity; snRNA binding; O-methyltransferase activity. Lineage: Eukaryota; Metazoa; Chordata; Actinopteri; Cypriniformes; Catostomidae. The transcript has 5 exons. Bases 615 to 2666 code for a protein of 683 amino acids.
UUGAAUACCGCUUUCUCAUUGGUGGAGAUGGCUGUCCGUCAGUCUUGGUCUGUGCUGGAAUAUAUAAUCGCGUGGGUCUGCUUGUGCCACAGCGCGAGAUGGAGCAGCGCGAGCUCUCGUUUACACGUGCGGGCACUUUAGAGCUCAAACUCUGUUUUUAAUCAUUGUUUUUUUUCGCGAAGGGAAUUUCAGAUUUAUAUUGUUUCUAGUGCAAGUGCAGGUGUGUUUAUACUCGGGAUCCAGUGAGCGUGGUUCUGUCGCGUUAAAGUGUGCCGUGAGCGUUAUUUUGAUGUGUGUUUAUUUCACGCAGUCACUCACAGCGCAAGAAAAGCGGAGAAACGUUCGCACAGAGUGUGUUUGUGUGUGUGUUUACGUGUGAAUCUGUGUGUGAAGGGGAGGGAGCCUUGUAGGACUCGAGUUUCUUCUGCAUUAUUCAUGAGAUAGAUCCUCCCAGAGGCGGGAGUAUUACAUGAGAAGGGCGGACCCAAAGACUAAAGGAGGCGUGGCUUCAGAUGGACAUACAGUGACACCUGGGUCAUAUCCACAUAUACAUUUACAUAAAACUACACUAACAGGAUCACUUAAGUCAAGAUCUGUGCUGUAGAGGUGAAUGGAUGUUGACUGCAAUGUCUGUGCAAAGUGAGCUUCCGGGCAGCGGCGGGGCAGGUUUGAACGCCCACCCUCAGUCCCCACUGCAGAUGUCCUGCCCAGUCACCAUCCAGGAUGCAUUGACCGCUAACACGAUGCUUGUACAACCACCUGGCAAUCACGUGACUCCUCAAGACGGGGUCGGUGAUGCUGCCGCUCCUCAGACAGUAGAGGGCCCCGUACAGAUUAAAAAUGGCCUGCAAUCACGCGUCGAGACGCCGCAGAAACUGAAUAAGCGGCGCUACAGCAUGAACGUGGGGUUCAAACAUCCGAGUCUUUGUAAACGCAGACGCCGUGCCAACUCCGAAAGCGACCCUGUGCUGCCCAGCAACUUCCUGCUGGGUGGGAAUAUCUUUGAUCCGUUGAAUCUCAACAGCCUGAUGGACGAGGAGGUCAAUAAGGCAUUGAAUGCCGAGACGCCCAAAUCAUCGCCACUUCCCGCCAAAAACAGAGACCCUGUCGAGAUUCUGAUACCGAAAGACAUCACUGACCCUCUGAACCUAAACGGUAGCAGUGAAGCAGCGGCGAGCUUGUUGAUGUCGCCCGUGAAGAGGCGGAAACAUCGCUACCGACACCACGGAGCUGCGACUGGAGGCAGUGCCGGGCAGUUUGACCUUUUAGAUGUCGAGAAGUCAAAGGAGGGGUCAGUUUCAGUGCCAUUGUUUCCUCUUGCUGUUUCGUCAGUGUCAACAUGUGGCGAAUCUGUAGAGGGCGCUGAGCUUUUGGCACCACAGGCUGUUGAGGAGUCGCCACGCCCGUAUGAGCUCAACACGUCAAUCAACUGCCGAGAUGAAGUGGUCACACCCAUACUUCCACGAAGACGGUCCCACCCCUCCUCGUCUAGCUCUGCCCCUCACACCCAGUCCAUAGCAGUCAGCUCCGCCUCCUCCGCUCAAGCAUGCAAACACAGGAAGCGCAGAAGUACCUACAGCCAUUCGGAUCGCCUGUCAUUCACUCCCACUCUGCCCACAAAGCAUCCAAUCAGAGAGAAAUCAGACAGUCAAAUGUUUCACACUCCUGUUGUGGGCGGGGCCAGUGGAGUCCUUCCUUUGGGGGCGCAGAAGAUCCCACAGCACCAACGCAGGCCGAAAGACAAGUUCCAGUAUGGCAACUACAGCCAUUACUAUGGUUACCGUACACCGGCGCUGAACACGGACCCGCGGUUGGACAUCUUUAGGCCGGAGUGGUUUCGCGGCAAAAAAGUUCUCGAUGUCGGCUGCAGCACAGGUCACAUCACCCUCACCAUCGCACGAUACUGGAGCCCCAACCACAUUCUGGGCGUGGACAUCGAUGGCGAGCUAGUACACGCGGCCAGACAGAACCUGCGUCACUUCCUGUCAGAGUUAAGUGGACCGCAAAUUGACCGAUUGCAGUCUGGACAAACGGAGGGCGAAUCGAGAGGCGAGCAGAAUGAGCAUGCAGCAGUAGCGGGUGAAGGGUCAGAGGUCAGGGGCGGGGGUGAGCUGGGGUUAAUUCCUCUGAUGCAUCUGCAGUUGGAGCGGGUUCGAGGUUUGUCCAGGUUUCCUCUCUCGUUCACUCGCUGCAGGGGACCCAUCGCAACACCUCCCAUAAUGCCUCACGUCCCCGGCCUGUUCCCCUCCAACGUGUCCUUUCUGAAGGGUAACUAUGUGCCGGACAGUGAUGCGGCUGUGAUGUCACAGUGUGCGGAGUAUGAUGUCAUCAUGUGUUUGAGUUUGACUAAGUGGGUUCAUUUGAACUUUGGUGACGCUGGAAUUCGGAGACUGUUUCAGCGGAUAUACAGACACCUGUUACCUGGAGGAGUGCUCAUACUGGAACCCCAACCCUGGAGCUCAUACGCCCGCCGCAAGAGACUCACGGAGGUGACACACAGGAACUACACCAGUAUCCGACUGAAGCCGGAACAGUUCAGCUCUUUUCUGACAACUGAUGUGGGAUUCAGCAGCUACGAGCUCAUCGCAACACCACACAACUGUCCUAAAGGAUUUCAGAGGCCCAUUUAUCUGUUCUAUAAAGGCCCUUCGUCCAACAGGAAGUGACUUUCUGAAGCAGGAAGAGGAAGUGAAGGCAUGUGUGGACCUCUAGUGGUCGACCAGCUGAACUGUUCAAUUCAUCAGUGAUGUUUACAGUGUUCUUGUGUUGGGUUUGUUUGAUCUGGACGUCCUGAUUUGCUUUAUUUUAACCGUUGAAGUUUCUCAGUUUGAUGCAGCUGAUGUUUGGAUUCGUUCUGUCUGAUGGAGUUGUUGUCUUGAGGUCACGUGUGAACAUUAAAAACCUGAAACUGGACUGAUUUUACAGUUUGUACACUUGCACAGGAUAUGAGGCCCCUCCUCCCUUUAUCAUUAACAUAUGAGUCCACACCCACCCCCUCUUCAACGGAGGCGUGGCCUUGUACUGUGUGAAGUUGUUUUGGAGAGAGAUGUCCUGGACACUGGUGUUUCUCUCCUGUAGGGUCUGGAUUGUGACAUCAUGAUGACAUCACAUUUGUUUGUGAUUCUCAGACUGCACUGAAACUCUUUAAAACUGCUUUAACUUUUUAUUCAUGAGUGAAAUAUUUUCCUGUAGCCGAUGUUACACAAUAAACACACAG